AUGGCCGUGAAGCACAAGGACUUUGACGUGGAAGACGUCCUUUCCCGGCUCACAGUCUCAGAGAAGAUUGCACUAGUAUCUGGAACUGAUUUCUGGCAUCUGGCUGGAGUAUCGCGUCUGGGCAUACCCGCGAUACGAACUUCAGAUGGGCCAAACGGCGUGAGAGGAACCAAGUUCUUUAAAGGAGUUCCGGCGGCCUGUCUGCCUUGUGGAACUGCCCUAGGAGCGACAUGGGAUGUUGAUCUCAUCCGCAAGGGUGGCGAGCUGAUGGGUAAGGAGGCUAUUGCCAAGGGCGCCUCUGUCCUACUUGGGCCAACUGUCAACAUGCAGAGAUCACCGUUAGGUGGAAGAGGAUUUGAGUCCUUUUCUGAAGAUCCUGUGCUUGCCGGAAAUCUAUGUGCCGCUUCUGUGAAUGGUAUUCAAUCUACCGGCGUGGCCGCCACACCCAAACACUUCGUAUGCAAUGACCUGGAAGACAAACGUAUGUCUAGCAACAGUAUCCUGACGGAACGAGCACUACGAGAAGUGUACCUUCUCCCUUUCCAGAUCACGCAGCGAGACGCAAAGCCAAUGGCGAUGAUGACUUCCUACAAUCUGGUAAAUGGACUUCAUGCGAGUGAGAAUCCUAAGCUACUUCAACACAUUCUUCGAGAGGAAUGGGGAUUCGAUGGUCUUGUCAUGUCAGAUUGGUUUGGCAUCUACUCAACCACGGAAGCAAUCAAAGCUGGGUUAGAUCUGGAAAUGCCUGGCCCGUCGCACCUCCGAGGCAUGCAGCUAGGACUGGCGAUGAGCUGUGGGAAAGUCUUGAAGCAUCAUCUUGACGCACGAGUCAGGGAAGUGUUGAAGCUUAUUAAGAGACUUCUUCCGCUGCAAAUCGAGGAGCGCGCAGCGGAGAAGACUAUCGAUUCUCCUGAGACGGCAGCACUUUUAAGAUCGAUCAGCGCUGGAAGCCAAGUGCUAUUGAAAAAUGAAGGCUCCAUAUUGCCAUUCAAGAAGGAUAAGUCGACUGCCGUGAUCGGUCCAAACGCUGCAUUUGCAGCCUACUGUGGUGGUGGUUCUGCAUCUCUUCUUCCUUACUACGCAGUAACUCCAUUACAAGGCGUCCAAGCCAAGGUGAAAGAUGUACGUUAUGAGCUUGGUGCCCCAGGCUGGAAACGUCUGCCACUUCUCUCCAACGUAGCAAAGUUACCUUCUGGCGAGCCUGGUCUGACCAUGAAGAUCUUUUUGGAACCCCCCUCGGAGGCCGAACGUACCCCAGUGGAUGAGUUGACGAUCACGGAGACGACUGUCAGUCUGUUCGACUACAAACAUCCGAAGGUGAAGGGUCACCUUUUCUAUGGAGACAUUGACACCACGUUCACACCAGAAGAGAGCUGCGAGUACGAAUUCAGCUGCUCCGCCGCAGGUACAGCAAAGAUCUUUGUUGAUGGCAAGCUGGUUGUCGACAACAUGACGAAACAAACACCAGGCGACUCCUUCUUUGGGAGUGGGACGAGGGAGGAAGUCGGGUCGAUCCAGCUCGAGGCUGGCAAGACAUAUGUCGUUCACGUCGAAUUCGGUACCCUACCAACCAUUACCUUCAAACGGGAUGGCGUAACUUCUUUCGGAGCUGGUGGCUUGAGAAUUGGUUGCUACCGAAAAACCGACUACGAGUCUGAAUUGAAGAAAGCAGUUGAUGUUGCAAAGCAGGUCGACCAAGUUGUACUUGUGAUUGGACUUAACGGAGACUGGGAGUCCGAAGGGUACGACAGGAGUCACAUGGAUCUCCCACCAGGCUCUGAUGAGUUGAUCUCAGCUGUUCUUGCUGCGAACCCGAAUACUGUGGUUGUCAAUCAGUCUGGAACGCCUGUCACCAUGCCCUGGGUUGAUCAGGCGCCGGCGAUCUUGCAAUCUUGGYAUGGUGGGAAUGAAACUGGUAAUGCGAUCGCAGAUGUCAUCUUCGGAGAUGUCAACCCUUCUGGAAAGCUGAGCUUGAGCUUCCCAAAAUGGAAUGAAGAUAAUCCUGCGUUCCUCAACUACACCAGUGACGACAACAGAGUUAUCUACGGAGAGGAUGUCUACAUUGGCUAUCGUUUCUAUGAAAAGAUUGGGAAGGAGCCUCUUUUCCCCUUUGGGCAUGGCUUGAGCUACACCACCUUUUCUCUCAAAGACCUCAAGAUUGUAGCCUCUGAUGAUCAUGAUGAGGUCGUUGUCUCAAUCGAUGUCUCGAACACGGGGAGCGUUGCUGGCGCAGAGGUCGUGCAGGUCUACGUUUCGCCCGUAGCGCCCAGCAUUGUUCGUCCGAAGAAAGAGCUGAAGGGUUUCGCCAAGGUUCAAGUUCCAGCUGGCGAGACCAGAAAGGCUGAAGUGAAGCUGUCGAAAAAGUACAUCACCAGUUUUUAUCAUGAGGGGAGAGAUGCGUGGGUGUCGGAGAAGGGGAAGUACAAAAUUUUUGUUGGUAACUCCAGUGCCGGCAGGAUGGAAGAGGACGAAUUCGAAGUAGGAAAUACGGUUAUCUGGAAGGGUUUGUAG
Messenger RNA from Ramularia collo-cygni, 2511 nucleotides. RefSeq names its product probable Probable beta-glucosidase I. The record is from RefSeq and is a predicted model, not a curated record. The transcript is spliced from 2 exons. Bases 1 to 2511 code for a protein of 836 amino acids. Lineage: Eukaryota; Fungi; Ascomycota; Dothideomycetes; Mycosphaerellales; Mycosphaerellaceae. Gene Ontology annotation, biological process: glucan catabolic process. Gene Ontology annotation, molecular function: beta-glucosidase activity.